Molecule: messenger RNA, 939 nt
Organism: Drosophila takahashii
Lineage: Eukaryota; Metazoa; Arthropoda; Insecta; Diptera; Drosophilidae
Source: RefSeq, a predicted model, not a curated record
GCCACAAUGACCUCCAGUUUGGUGCUCCUGAUCGCCAGUAUUGUGCACUUCGGAAUGCGCGGCAGCUGUCUGCUGGACAUCGAGCGCUUCCAGGUGAUUCCGGGCACCGUGUACGCCGGUCACAUUGCCUACUGCGCCAUCCUGCACUUCCUGCACGACACGGAGGUCCUGCCGCUGCGCUAUCGCCGCCGGAUGGGCUGGCUGGCCGCCUUCCUCGUCGAACUGGUCCUGGGCGUGGCCAUCAUGGAGGUCCUGGCCCUGUGGCUUUGGUGCAGUGUGGAGCACAUCCUCCACCUGGCCACUCAAUUCGUCCUUCGUCGCUACCUCGGCGUCUCCCCGGAUCUCUACCAGCGCUGGGAAUGGGCCAUCAUGGGCGGCCUGAUGACCUCGUUGGCGGCUCUGCUCUGGCUAAAUGCCUACGAGGCCACGGAGCCCGAGCCUGAGUUGCUAUCCAGUGAGAAGAAAGUCAAGUCGAGGGUUGGGAGUCAUCAGCCGAUCAAGCGGGAGGAGAAGAAGCAGGAGCAGCAGGAGGUGAAAGAUCAAGAGGAAGUGCAGCCUUCGGAGGAGCAACCAGAAGAACCAGAAGAGAUUUCUGGAAGUUUUGAAGUUCUGGCCACAACCACCGAUUGCUAGCCAGUGCUAACCUAUCUCCUAUCCACUAUCCUCUAGCCUAACCCUUUGAAGUCCGCCGGACAAAAGGACUCCCUCGGCAAAAGCGGCCUCAAUUAGUUGAACGAUCCUGCCGGGAAGGGAACAAAACCAGGAGAAGGAGCAGUAGCACCCGGAACAGGGGAAAGCAAAUGUAUUUAUUCCAGCCAGAUGGACUCGAAAAGCUCUAAAGACCGUGGCAAAAAGGAUGCUGGGAAAGAGGGGGCGUGGCCAGUGCUGAGAAUGGGUGCUGAAAAUGAUGGACUGCAGUAAAAUGUCUAUGAAAAUUGA